UAUAUAUAACAUCACGAGGUGUAGUGCUUGAGAACUGGUCUACACCAAUAACGAAGAAAACAAGAUUAUCUGGUCGUUGGUGAGGAAAAUAUCAGUGAGAGAGACUAAAAGUGUACGAUAAAGUGCUCAAAGAUGGACGUUAUGCCACCAGGUUAUCGUUUCUACCCCACAGAAGAGGAGCUGAUUUCGUUCUAUCUUCAUAAUAAACUCGAAGGAGAAAGAGAGGACAUGAAUCGUGUUAUUCCAGUGGUGGAUAUUUACGACUACAACCCCUCCCAACUCCCACAAAUCUCUGGAGAGGCGAGUCUGAGAGACACGGAACAAUGGUUUUUUUUCAUUCCGAGGCAAGAGAGUGAAGCUCGAGGAGGAAGACCAAAGCGUCUCACGACCACAGGGUACUGGAAAGCAACAGGGUCUCCGAAUCAUGUUUAUUCUUCGGAUAAUCGAAUCAUAGGAAUUAAAAGGACUAUGGUUUUCUACAGUGGAAGAGCUCCAAAUGGAGCCAAAACCGAUUGGAAGAUGAACGAGUAUACCGCCAUCAAAGGUGAACCAUCACAGUUGCAGUUAAGGAAGGAAUUCAGUUUAUGCAGAGUGUACAAAAAAUCCAAGUGUUUGCGUGCAUUUGAUAGAAGACCACCACCAAGGAGGAACACAACGAGGCAUUCGAUUGCUGAAAAUGGUGAAGAACAAGAAAAGGGUUCGAUCUCAACGUGUUAUGAUUAUCAUCAGCAUCAAAUGUUGGAGAGAAGUGCAACAUGUUCACCGGAGAGUUCUUCCUCCGGAGACCUUGACCAUGACCAUGACCAACCCACCCUGCACGGUGAGGGAGGAACCCAAAUGGAUGUCGACAACGACCCUUUUUUGGAUUGGGAGAAAGUGGAUUUGUUCUUGGGAUCGGAAUCAUGAAGGGUUCCUAUCUCGUGCGAUCUAUCUAAUAUCUAUGCGUUGUUGCUGCUACAACAAAGUUGACUCGGCUAGACACAGAACAAUCAUAAGACAAGCUUGUUUAUGUUAAUUACAAAUGUUGCAGUACUUUAAUUUUUUUUUUAUGUUCUUAUUGCUAUUUCUGUAUAGAUAUGUAGUGACUAAUUUAAACUGUCACAAACUCUUCGUUCUGUGAUCAAUCGAACCAUCUUCAUCAUGCAAAUCUUCAUAAUAU
Messenger RNA from Vigna umbellata (rice bean), 1159 nucleotides. Its product is annotated as NAC domain-containing protein 90-like. NCBI's taxonomy places the organism in Eukaryota, Viridiplantae, Streptophyta, Magnoliopsida, Fabales, Fabaceae. Gene Ontology annotation, molecular function: DNA binding. The record is from RefSeq and is a predicted model, not a curated record. Gene Ontology annotation, biological process: regulation of DNA-templated transcription.